UAGCCUGUAAUAAUAUCAGCAAAUGCCAUGCGAAUGCAGAAUCCAUCUUCAAAGACACACAGUCACCAUCUCUUCCUCCUCCACAAUCCAUGACUAUGGCUCCUUCACUUCCCACAUACCUCCAAAUUUUCCAACCUUAUCCACUUCACACCCCUCUUUUCACCACCAACAAUGGCAUCUUCAGAACCCGACCCAGUAAGCAACCCGUUCCAAAGAAACUCUCUUUCUCCGCCACCAAUCUUUCACUCCAACAAACAAACACUUCACCCAUCAAACAGACAACAACAAAUGACCUCGUUGAUUUUGAGGAUAGAACCACUAGGUUCCGAAUCAAGGGUCUUGUCGACAGAAUCACAUCACUGUCUUCCUCAAACAGCAAAACCCAGAUGAUGGUUCAAAUCCUAGAGAACAGAGAUGCUGAGUUUCAAACCAUAUCAGAUUUCAACCACCUUCUCAUGGCUCUAGUGGUUGCACAUGAGCCUGAGGUUUGUCUCAGCAUCUUCAAAGAGCUUCCAUCUUUUGAAGUUGAACCAGAUUGCUGCACUUACUCCAUCAUGAUAAGGUGCCACUGUGAGAAAAACGAUGUGGAUGAAGCUAAGAAAGUGUUGGAGGGUGUUCUGGAUAAUGGGUCUCAACCAGAUGCUGCAACUGUUACUGUUCUUGUGAAUUCACUUUGUAAGAGGGGGAAGGUGCAGAAGGCUAUGGAGGUUUUUGAGCUUAUGGGGAAAGUGGGUUCUAGGCCUGGUGUUCAGGCAUAUAACUGUUUGCUGAAGGGGUUGUCUUAUGUGGGGAAAGUGGAACAAGCGUUUGAUAUGUUGAUGGGGAUGAAGGGAACUUCAUUGGAGCCUGAUGUUUAUUCUUACACUGCUGUGAUGGAUGGGUUGUGCAAAGUGGGUCGUUCUGAUGAAGCAAUGGAGUUGCUGAAUGAAGCUGUUGAAAUGGGAUUAGCACCUAAUGUGGUGGCUUUUAACACACUGCUACAAGGGUAUUCAAGGGAAGGGAGGCCAAUGGAAGGUGUUUCUGUUCUGAAGAUGAUGCAGAAGCAUGGGUGUGUUCCUGAUUGUAUUAGCUAUAGUACUGUGUUGCAUGGGUUGCUGAAAUGGAAUGAAGUUCUAGCAGCCCUUGAGGUUUACAAGGAAAUGGUGGGACUUGGGUUGGAAGUGAAUGUGAGGAUUAUGGGGGCACUUGUGAGGCGUUUGUGUAAGAGGUCAUGGAAGGAAAGAGGUCUGCUUCAGGAUGCAGAGGAGGUGUUUGAGAAAAUGAAAGAGAGAGGCUUGGUGGUUGAUCAUAGGACACUUGAGGUGAUGGUUCAGACAUUGUGUAGGGAAAAGAGAUUUGAUGAGGCUUUUGCCAAUUUGAAUGAUAUGGUUAGGUUGGGUUAUUCUGCUGGGGCAUUUACUUUUCACAAUGUGAUUCAAGGCCUUUGUUCUAGGGGGAAAGUGGAUGAGGGAGUGUCAACUUUUAUCCUUUUGCAUGCAAGUGGAGGAAUCCCUGAUAGAAUUUCUUACGACGUAUUGAUCAAGGAACUUAAUGCGCGGGGGAGAGUGUCUUGUGCUUCCUAUUUGUUUGGUGCCGCGCUGAAGCAAGGUCUUGUUCCCAACAGGGUACCUAUGCUAUGUGAAUAUUAUGAAAUUGAGGAGGGAGGAACUGUAACUGAUACAGAGGAGUUAGUCACUAGUCAGCAACUCAAGCUGGCCUAGAGUUGCUGAUAUGGAAAUUUAGCUGUAAGUGGAUGACGAGUUUCAUGUUAAGGUUAAGGGAGCGAAGCAGGUAAGUCGUAAUCGGAGGCAUGUCAGCGGCAAAGCUAGGAAGUUUAUCUUUUAGGAGGGGGGAAACUAGUUGAGUUUGGUGCUUCUGUUUUAAGGUGCAAUGAUAUGGGUUUGUUGAUAUGUUUCCCUGAGGUGUAUGAAAAGAGGUGCUACUUUUGCUUUGAGUGAAAUGUAAAGUAGAGGUUCAAUUAGAUGGAAAUAAAAUAGCAUUAGUGCUGUGUAUGGAUUCAGGAUUCAUGUGAGUUAUGGACUUAUCGUGGCCGCUUUCUCUUUUGUUGUGAAUGACAAUACUCUGGUGAGUUCGAUUUGUAGUGUGUGUAGAUCAUGGAUAUGUGAUGAAUGUGGGAAGAUGAUCUAGGGUGUUAUGAAGCCUUGAGAGAAGUGAGGUGAUGCAAAGGUGAGGGGUGGCCACUAACAUAAUAUGUACUAUAACUAAGAAAAUUCCACACUUUAUUUUCUCCA
Molecule: messenger RNA, 2231 nt
Organism: Lotus japonicus
Lineage: Eukaryota; Viridiplantae; Streptophyta; Magnoliopsida; Fabales; Fabaceae
Product: pentatricopeptide repeat-containing protein At1g12775, mitochondrial-like
Exons: 1
Coding region: 90-1700 (536 amino acids)
Molecular function (GO): protein binding
Source: RefSeq, a predicted model, not a curated record